Trichoderma reesei QM6a is the source of this 1593-nucleotide messenger RNA. RefSeq lists its product as uncharacterized. Gene Ontology annotation, biological process: transmembrane transport. Bases 46 to 1593 code for a protein of 515 amino acids. The record is from RefSeq and is a predicted model, not a curated record. Lineage: Eukaryota; Fungi; Ascomycota; Sordariomycetes; Hypocreales; Hypocreaceae. Gene Ontology annotation, molecular function: transmembrane transporter activity. The transcript has 6 exons.
AUCAUCAACGCUUAACGGUUGUUGUCCUCCAUUAUCUAUACAGCCAUGGGAAAAGAAGAGGAUGUGAUUGAGGUUAGGCGAGAUGUUGAGAGAGACUUUCAACAAGAUGAGAAGCCCGACUUCUCCGGCGGAGCUGAGGAGGUUGUCGGGAUGCAAGACCUCGAUCCUGCACUGGACAAGAAGAUGCACUUGGUCAACAAUGCAUUGGAUCAGAUCGGCUGGACAAACUACCAUCUGAAACUCUUCUUCCUCAAUGGCUUCGGAUACGGUGUAGAUGCGCUCCAACUGUCCCUCCAGGGCAUCAUUGCCGUCCAGGCCGUCCUCGAGUUCCAGCCAUCGUAUGACAAAGGCCUGACCAUCGCUCUAUACAUGGGGAUGCUCAUCGGCGCCCUGUUCUGGGGCUUCUUCGCCGACAUCAUCGGCCGCAAGAUAGCAUUCAACAUCUCCCUCUUCAUCUGCUCCGUCUUUACCAUCGCGGCCGGUGCAGCUCCCAACUGGGCCGGGCUGGGUGUCUUGAUUGCCGUAGCCGCGUUUGGAGCCGGUGGCAAUUUGAUCCUUGAUACGGCCGUCUUUCUGGAGUAUCUCCCCUCCAACAAGCAGUGGCUUCUCAGCUUGCUGCCCGCUUGGUUUGGAAUUGGAUGUACCAUUGCCGGCCUGGUUGCUUGGGGAUUCAUGCCCAACUUCUCCUGCUCUGACGCCAGCGACUGCACCAAGGCCAACAACAGCGGCUGGCGAUAUCUCAUGUACACCAUGGGAGCCUUCAUCGCCGUGCUGGCCGUCGCCCGAGUCACCGUCAUCCGCCUCCAAGAGACUCCCAAGUUUCUCCUAGGCCAAGGCCGCGAUGAGGAAGUCGUCAACAACCUCCAGGGCAUUGCCAAGCGGUACAACCGUCCCUGCGACCUCACGCUUGCCCAGCUGGAAGCCUGCGGUACCGUCAACUCCACUCAUUCAAAGAACCGCUUCUCCGUCGGCGAAUUUCUGGUCCAUCUCCGCAGCCUGUUCCUGACGAAGAAGAUGGGCUUCACGACCAUCCUGCUGUGGCUGUCUUGGGCCAGCAUUGGUCUUGCGUAUCCCCUGUUCAACGUCUUCUUGCCCUACUACCUGGCCAGUCGGGGCGUCCAGUUUGGCGUCACAAGCGCCUUUGAGACCUGGAGGAACUAUGCGCUGGUACAGGUCUGCGGCAUAUUCGGUCCUGUGCUUGGCGCUGUCAUGUGUAACUGGAAGCCCCUGGGACGAAGGUAUACCAUGGUCAUUGGGGCCUUGAUUACCAUGGCCUUCUUCUUUGCGUACUCGCAAGUCAAGUCUCAGGUGGAAAACAUUGCCUACAGCUGUGUCAUCUCCUUUACGCUCGAGAUCUACUACGGCGUGCUCUACGGAUACACUGCAGAGUCUCUGCUCUCUGCCCAUCGUGGCACGGCCAACGGUAUCGCCGUCGCCUUUUGUCGACUUGCCGGAGCCUUUUCCGCUGUUGUUGCUACAUACGCCGACCCGUCCACUACAGGCCCCGUCUUUGUGUGUGCGGCGCUCUAUGGAGGGCUUGCCUUGUUUGCUGUCUUGUUUCCCUUUGAGCCGUACGGCAAGCGAGCUGCUUAA